Molecule: messenger RNA, 918 nt
Organism: Mesorhabditis spiculigera
Lineage: Eukaryota; Metazoa; Nematoda; Chromadorea; Rhabditida; Rhabditidae
Source: the annotation of a GenBank genome assembly
AUGAAAACCAACUGCCCUGUUACGUGUGGUUACUGCGGUACCAGCACGGUCGGCUCAACGACAACUUAUUUGUGUGUCGACAAAUUGUCGAACUGUGCCGCAAACAAGGCGAUGUGCAACAACACCAUCUAUCUCUCCUAUAUGCAAACAAAUUGCCCGGUGACCUGCAAAUUCUGUCCGACAACGACGGUGGCCCCGCCGACAACCACUAGCCCAUUCGUUUGCAAAGAUAUUCUAUCAAACUGUGCGACUAACAAGGCUAUGUGUGAUAAUUCCGUCUACAAGCAGUAUAUGACGUCGAAUUGCCCAGCUACGUGCGGGCUCUGCGCGAAUUCCACCAAUGGAUGCCCGGCAGCAGAUUUUACAAACUGUACGGUCUGGAAAUCGAACGGGUUUUGCGACAGCAAAUACUUUGACGAUGCGACGAAGAAAAGCUGGUGCGGCUACACUUGCGGUUAUUGUGGACCAGAUGCGUGUAUUGAUUAUCAUAGCAACUGCACAGUCUGGGCGUCAAACGGCUUCUGCACUAGCACCGCCUAUACCGCUGAGGAGAAGUCCUACUACUGCGCGAGAACGUGUGGCCUGUGCACAAACUGCACGGAUAAUCAUUCAAAUUGUACCGUUUGGAACUCAAACGGCUUCUGUGCCUCCACGGCGUACACAACAACACAAAAGCAGCAAUAUUGUGCCAAGACUUGCGGGUAUUGCGGCAACUUCUGUGCCGAUUUGCAGAACAACUGCACGACAUGGAAGGCCAACGGGUUCUGCUCAAGUUCGGCGUAUAACGCCACAACCAAGGCUUAUUAUUGCGCGUAUACGUGCGGUUGUCCAACGUGGGCCUCGAACGGUUUUUGCCAGAGCACCGAAUAUACCGCGGUGACGAAACAAGCAAAUUGUGCAAAGACAUGUGGCUACUGU